UUCUUCUUCUUUACAGUUUUUUGAACGGUUAAUUAAUCAAUCACAUCAGUUUUUAAAAAUCUCUGCAACUGUAACCACCGUAACAGAACCAAAAUUGCGGUUGUUACAUUUUGCGUUUCAUCGUUCCCAUCGUCGUUUUGAUCCCUCCUCUCCCGAUUCAAUCCAAACCCUAAUCUCUCUCGGAUCCCAAAUCGCUGCAAUGUCGAAUUCGAUUCUUCAUCUCGCAAUUCUCACGCUCGCAUUGACGUGCAGUGUUGUGAAUUCGAUGAGGUUUGAGCUUAAAUCGGGUCACACUAAGUGCAUUUCAGAAAAUAUCAAGAACAAUGCUAUGACGGUAGGAAAGUACAGUGUCGUUAAUCCUUAUGAAGGCCAACCGAUUUCUGAUAACCACAGGAUCACGCUCAAGGUGAGUUCUCCUAAUGGGAUCAGUAAUCACUAUGGGGAUCAUGUGGAUUCGGGUACUUUUGCGUUUACUGCAACUGAAACCGGUGACUACACGGCAUGCUUUUGGAUACCGGAUAGUAGGAUGGCCCCGUCAAUUGUGACCGUUGAGUUUGAAUGGAGAUCCGGGGUUGCGGCCAAAGACUGGUCUAAGGUUGCCAAGAAAGGGCAGGUUGAAGUAAUGGAAUUUGAGUUGAAGAAGCUGUAUGAUGCCGUUACAUCCAUACACGAUGAGAUGUUUUAUCUUCGCGAAAGGGAAGAAGAAAUGCAAGAUCUUAAUAAAGCAACCAACUCCAAGAUGUUUACCUUCGGUUUCCUUUCAAUUGUGGUUUGCAUUUCUGUCGCCGGUAUGCAGCUAUGGCAUUUGAAGACAUUCUUUGAGAGGAAGAAGCUCCUCUAAGUUCCUUCACACAAAUUUUGUUCGAUUUGUUUCUUUAUUUUAUUAAUUCAUUUUGCAUGUCUGUUCUUGUGCAUUCAAAUAUCUUAUUAGUCCAUCUUUAUCUUUUACAAUUUAUUGGUAGAUAUUAGAAACACCUGUUACAUUUUCAAAGUUCUUUUAAUAGUUAUUCUUUUACACUCAA
Vicia villosa (hairy vetch) is the source of this 1022-nucleotide messenger RNA. RefSeq names its product transmembrane emp24 domain-containing protein p24delta7-like. Gene Ontology annotation, biological process: intracellular protein transport; endoplasmic reticulum to Golgi vesicle-mediated transport; Golgi organization. The record is from RefSeq and is a predicted model, not a curated record. The transcript has 4 exons. Bases 200 to 841 code for a protein of 213 amino acids. Gene Ontology annotation, cellular component: COPII-coated ER to Golgi transport vesicle; endoplasmic reticulum-Golgi intermediate compartment; endoplasmic reticulum. Lineage: Eukaryota; Viridiplantae; Streptophyta; Magnoliopsida; Fabales; Fabaceae.